CCCACAUCCAAUUGGCGACAAUCUGUGUGACGUAUACGGAUGUAAACAGAGCAGAGAAGAGUCGUCCUACCGGCGUGUAUGCAAGGGAAGGAAGCGAAGAUGAGGGUGUCCACCAGUCAUCUCCAGCAGCUCGCCAUCUUCACAACCGUGCUGACCGGGGGUGGGAUCGGCACCAUGUACUAUCUGCAGCAGAAGAAGUUUGCCGAGUCAGACUACCACAGACUGGCUCUGCAGAAACUGGAGGCAUGUCCAGUUGCCAUGGAAAGCCUGGGCGCCCCACCUUUAAAAGUCCACAACAUCCAUCUGAGUGACAGAAACAACCGCAUAGAUCAGCGCACUGCACAGAUAAAGAUCCCUGUGACUGGUUCACAAACUGGAGGUUAUCUGUAUACGUCUUCAAUCAGAGACCCUGACACCAACAGGUGGAGUCUGAAACAGGCAGUUCUGAAGCUCAAGGAAGGGCAGAUCAUCGACCUGCUGAAUCCUCCUCAGCCUGCUGCAGCACAGACCCAGGAGCACACACAGGGGGAAGACAUGGACCACUGGCACUGACCAACUCCACGCACUAAUGACAACAAUGAAAGUAGAAGUCGUCUUGCUCCCACUGGUGUUGAGUCUAAUUAACCAAAACAAUAUGGAAGUAUAUAUUUACCAAAUCCUCAUAAUUUUUGAAGAAACAGCAUUUACUCGUGACUCUCUCUGUGAGCGUCACCGGGCUUCUAACGGACUGCACUGGAUUGUUGUGUUUGCUGUCCUGGUUUGACUUUGAUUUAAUACAGACCUCUUGUUAAUACUUUCACAGUAUGAUGUGCCUCGGGUCCAAGACAUGCACGACCAGGUGAAUAAUAAUCAGAUCAGUGUUGAAUAUACAUAAUGAAUUACCGUCUAGCCUUGCACCAAUACAUGUUUUUAUACACAGACUGCCCUGCAUACAGCAUCACACACACCUGUGGUUUCACUGACUUUAUUCACCGCAACUUCCUGCUUCCUUUGCAGAUGUAGAGACACAACCGCAUAGGAAGCAGGUUUGGUUGGGUGCAUUUUUUGUUUAACUAAUAAUCAUGGCCUCAAGUUCACUUUUUUGGCCACUGUGGCAGGUGGAUUUCUUUUGUAAAAAGUUUUAUUUAUCCAAUAGCCCUAUCCACUACCCAUUUUACCCUCAGUCUUGACCGUUUCAAAUGAGCCGUAAAGAGAACGUAGGUACGAUACACAGAUGUGGGCAAAGAGCAAGUCCAAAGGAAACCGUGUGCACAUAAGAUCAGUAUCGUUUUUAGCCAUAGGUGUUACGCACUUCUUCCACAUUCUAUCACUUCUUGUCUUCUGAGCUAGGUUAUAAGGAAAGUGUCUGCGGAGUUAUUUUUAAAUUGUGUUAAGAGCACAGUGUAAUACACACACACAAUGCAACCGCAUGGGUUGAUUAUAACAACCGACAAUAACGUUUAUUGUAUUCUUGUUAGGCGGUGAAAAGGCGUAAGGAGGAAGGACGGCAACACAGGACUUUCACUCAGGAGACGGGGGUCGGUGUCCUGUGUGAAACUAAAAGUCAACUGUCUAUGUAUACCUUAUGUUUUAAGUAUUUGUGUUUCCUAAACUUAACUAGUUAUGCUUCAAAACGUUAACUACGUGUUUAAGCGGCGCCCACUACGUUAAAUAGAUGCCGAUUGUGUGUCGAUUUUGAGUCUUUGGAAAUCAACCAGCUGGGCAUCAAUCUCUCUUUAUUGUGCUCAUUUGCAGGUGCGUAAUUUUAUUUAGAGGUUGUACCAGAAUAGAAUUAUGUGGUUUAAUUUUCAAAAAACAGAUUUUUGCAUUACUGC
Molecule: messenger RNA, 1814 nt
Organism: Perca flavescens (yellow perch)
Lineage: Eukaryota; Metazoa; Chordata; Actinopteri; Perciformes; Percidae
Gene: coa1
Product: cytochrome C oxidase assembly factor 1
Exons: 5
Coding region: 79-552 (157 amino acids)
Biological process (GO): mitochondrial respiratory chain complex I assembly; mitochondrial respiratory chain complex IV assembly
Cellular component (GO): mitochondrial inner membrane
Source: RefSeq, a predicted model, not a curated record